This is a messenger RNA of Microbotryum saponariae, 4182 nucleotides long. Lineage: Eukaryota; Fungi; Basidiomycota; Microbotryomycetes; Microbotryales; Microbotryaceae. The record is from the annotation of a GenBank genome assembly.
AUGGCCGACGAGGAACAACCAGCCGCCUCCGUCUCCAGUCUACGGGCGAGGUUCGAGCAACUGCAAUCGCCUGUGUCCCCCGUAUCGGCCAAGGCCUCACCAAUCCUUGCGAAGCCUGUUCACGCCGCGACAGUGUCUGCGACGACCAAGACGGCCUCAGCUUCGCUCGUCGAUGAGCCUGCCCCCGCAGUGCCCUCUACAUCGUCCUUGGACAAACCUAGUGCGAAACCAGAAGACUUCAAUGAUGCUUCUCGUAAAGUGGACACGAUCAAGGACAAGAAGCCUGCCCCUCCCCCACCGUCUCGACCUCACUACAUCGCCCCUCGCGUCGCCCGCGACAACCCAUCGCCGAGUGCGAUCAACCACUUUCUCUCGUCGACGAAUGACUCAACUGUAUCGUCCGAGCAGGACAAACCAUCAUCCAUAGCUUCAUCGUCGUCCGCGGGGUCAGAGAAGCCCGACGCUCGACUGGUGGCAUCGGAGAAUGGGACUCAUGCUUCGACGCUCAGGCCGGCUCCGACUCCACCACCGAGCCGGUCUCGGGCGAGCUCGACCGCAACUCCGCCAUCACCAGCAGCAGUUUCCGUCGAACCAGUAGUGGAGACUUCAAAUACGAACCCAACUAGCUCAGCACCAACACUGAACGCGAAAUCGCCUCCACACCCCAUCCCACCACUCGCGACUCGACCUACGCUCUCUGGCUCCUUGGCACCUGACCCGGCCAGUACAUCGCCUGCUCGCAAGAUCCCUCCACCUGUACCUGCCUCACGGAAUCUCAGAGCAGCAUCUCCGGGUUCUAUUUCCACAGUCGGCCCCGAAACGGCUCCUCCUUCGUCCAUAUCCAGAGCAUUGACCCCUGAAAGCUCUUCAACCCCACCGAACGGCGACGCCUCCGUUUCGUCGAUCGCGCCAAAAUUCAAGGGUCCUCAAUGGCUGCGGCAUCGUGCUGCGACCGAGUCUAGUGCAGCGCCUACGAUCGUCACCUCGAUGGCUCCCGAUGUCGAAGACCGCCCAGGCGCCAAAGGGGUUCAUGCUCCGGAGCAUUCGUGCGGAUACUCGGACGAAGACGAGGAUACCGAAGAUGCGUGUCAGAGCGGUCUCGAUGACGAAAGCGAACGGAUACGGAGCGAAAGCCCAGAGGAUCUACGUGGACCCCAAUACUCCGUCAGAGCUCGCCCGGUUGUACCCCCGCGACCGAGCAUGGGUGCAAACUCUUACCAACCGCCGAUCUCGGGACCCCUACCACGAUCUCCCACGUCCCCAUUCUCUGCCAGGCCUUUGGCUCCACCGACUCCGACCCGACUACCUUCUUCAAGUGCUGAAGUUGGCUUUGUCCGAUCAGCGUCCUCGAGCACGAGCUCCGGCUCCAUGGAUACCCUACCUCCGCCACCUCGCAAGAUUGCACCUCCAAUCCAAAAGCUGUCCGAUCCCGUGCGAGUCACUCCGAAAGUCCCGACACGUCCGGUCGAUCCCAUUGCAGCAGCUACUCCUUCAAUCUCAGCGCGGCCAUUUAUGUUGUCCGAGCCGGCGUACAUCCCUCCCCCACCUCCGUCUCGGUCUUUGGCCGUCAGUGAGCGACUCGCUCCGCUACGACCCGUCAUCGCGUCGGCUUCGGAAGACGGUGGUAACUCUUCCGACGAGGGUGACGAAGAUUCUUCGAUCUAUGCGAAAGCACAAGAACUACCCGAUGCCACCUUUGCGAAUCGGCGUCCCCCAACACUGAGGAAUCGACGCUCGAUCCAUCCCCAGGGUCAAUUCUACUCCUUCGCUGUGCGAGGGACCAAGCUCGUCACCGGUCAACACCACGUCUACAUCUGGGGGACCGAGAAGAAUUCGACGGCUUCCGAAUCGGUUACUUUACCUGGUGAACACAAGGUCUAUGCCCUCGAGUUCACCCCCGACCAAGACGGGAGGUACGUUUGGGCCGGGACCAAGGAUGGUCACUUGUUCGAGGUCGACAUUCUCGAAAAGGAGGUGACGAUGAUCAAGCACCAUGCUCAUGGAGCACCGGUGAUUGGGAUCUAUCGUUGCGGGAAUGGGAUGUUGACGAUCGAUCAUAAUGGGAAGGUGUUGGUUUGGGGCGAUGUUGGGGAACCUUCGGAUGGAGGGGUUCGGCUGAGCGAGCGGAACAAGGGGCAGAGAGUGCCUGAUAAGCAGAACUUGUGAGUCGAGGGAGAUUGACGGACGCCAGCCAAUGGACACUGAUCACGCUUUCUCAACGCAUCGAUUAGUCACGCCGUCAUCGGGACCCAACUGUGGACUUCGUCCGGCCCGGCAACCAAAUCUGGCGCUUCGGCUUUCGCCAUGCGCUCACCUCAGAUUCGAGUCUUUGACACCUCCGGAUCCCGUCCUUGGACCGUCCUCUCUCGUCCCUUGAUCGUUCCGGACGUCGUGGGUCAGAUCGGCGCCGUGACAGCCUCAGCGGUCGUACCCGCCCUGGAACAGUCCGUCUUCCUCGGUCAUGACAACGGUUACGUCUCAGUUUGGAACCGAGUCACCUUUGUGUGUGAAAAGGUCCAACGUAUCAGUCCGUUCAAGGCAACGGCCAUGGUUGGCGUGGGCAAAGACCUUUGGGUCGGGUACAGGAGCGGUAUAAUCUCCGUUUUGGACGUUUCGUCGAGUGACGUGUGGAUGGUCAAAAAGAUGUGGAAAGCCCAUGCUAGCCCCGUGACCAAACUCAUCAUCGAUCCCACCUCACUUUGGACGGAUUCGACAUUGCAAGUCGCAAGUUCGGGGAGCGACAUGGUCGUUCACCUCUGGGACGGACUCCUUCGGGAUGACUGGCUCGAUGCGGAGAUGCAUCUCCGGCAGCGGGAUUAUUGUACUUUCCGUUCCAUCAAGGCGUUAUGCGUGUCGUGGAACGUUGAUGCCUCAAGACCUGGGGAUCUUAUGGGCACCCAGGCGAAUCUGGACUUUUUAAACGACGUGCUUAAGAGCGUCGAUGCACCGGAUAUCAUCUCAUUUGGGUUCCAAGAAAUGGUGAGUGCAGUAAUGCGCUGGUCAUUGACGCUCGGGGGCUGACUGGAUCGCUUGGUCCAUUCACAGAUCAACUUGGAGGACAAGAAGCUCACAGCCAGUGAGUGGGAAGACCAAGUCGAUUCAGGGAUCUUACCGUGGCGCUGACCCACCUUUUUGGUAAUGUGAUCCCAUAGAGUCGAUGCUUUUGGGCAAGAAAAAAGGCGACCAAAAAUUCGCCGACGGUGUAUCGUCGUCGUACCGAGUUUGGCACGACAAGCUCGUGCACGCUGUUCGCCUCGCCAUGCCGCCCGAAAGCCCUUACGCCGUCGUCCACGUCGGCGACAUGAUCGGCCUUUUCUCGUGCAUCUUCGUCAAAUGUUCGGAAGCGUUGGCCCUGCGUGACGUGGCGCAGAUCACGGUCAAGACGGGAAUGGGUGGUCGAUAUGGUAACAAGGGUGCGAUCCUUUCCCGGUUCGUCAUCGACGACACGUCAAUCUGCUUCAUCAACUGCCAUCUCGCCGCGGGGCAAACUCAUCGUCGUCAACGAGACCGGGAUCUCGUUGAUAUUCUCGAAGAGAAAUCGGCCUUCUCCGAACUUGACGCUCGGUCAUUCGGAGCUUAUGCUCUCGGGAGUGGCGGCACGACAGUCUUUGAUCACGAGCUAGUCUUCCUUUCCGGAGACCUCAACUAUCGUAUCGAUGCUCGAAGGGACGUCGUCAUCCAAGCCGUCAGGGAAGGGAACUAUGAUUCUUUGCUUUCUUACGAUCAGCUUCUACAAGGCCUGGCGACGAACCAAACUUUCCGCUUGCGGUCGUUCAAGGAACCGCCGAUCACUUUUGCGCCGACGUACAAGUACGAUCCGGGGACGGACGAAUACGACACGUCGACUAAGAAGAGGACGCCGGCUUGGUGUGAUCGGAUCUUGUAUCGUCAGUGUUGCUCUGAUCUUGUAUAUUUGUGGGUGAUUCGUACCUUCUGAACUUCCUUUUCUCGUGUUCUCCAGGAGCCGAUCGAGCCGACAAAGUCACCCCCCUCCCAGACCAAUAUCGUCGAUGGGAAGUCAACGUAUCGGACCAUCGACCCAUUUCAGCUGCCUUCGAACUCCGCAUCAAGCGUAUCAUACCUGAUAAACGAGCGUUGGUGUGGAAUGAAGUGGAGAAGGCUUGGAAGGGCGUGGAGGAGAGUCGUUUGAGCGAGGCGCGGGAGUAUUAUCGUAGGUGGUGA